Drosophila willistoni is the source of this 4919-nucleotide messenger RNA. It is a transcript of the gene SNF4Agamma, whose product is annotated as 5'-AMP-activated protein kinase subunit gamma-1. NCBI's taxonomy places the organism in Eukaryota, Metazoa, Arthropoda, Insecta, Diptera, Drosophilidae. The transcript has 12 exons. Bases 329 to 4549 code for a protein of 1406 amino acids. The record is from RefSeq and is a predicted model, not a curated record.
AAAUAUAUAUGUAUAAAAAAAUCCUCUUCAAUGUGUUUGCUGUGUUUCAAAAGUGGCAAAAACAAGCUAAUACACAAUUCAAUUAAGUAACACAAAUUAAAAAAAAAAAAAAACAGAAGUACAACAACAACCAAAAAGAAAAAUUUAGCAAAGAGAAUUGAUUAAAUACUCUUAAUACAACAAAAAGGUUAUCAGCCAAUGUGGACUCAAAUGUCGUUCAAGAGAAAAUAUAAUUUGGCUUAGAAAACAAAAAAAAAGAAGAAAACUAAAAGGAAAAAAAGGGAAGUAUACAGAAGAUUAAGUUCAAUUACGGGAAAACUAACCAAAGAUGGCCACAAAUUGUGAAUACAUUGAGCAAGGUGGCAAAAAGUCAUCCAAUGCAACAGAAGCAUCAUCAGCAUUAGCCAUGAAUAGCAGCCAGCAUGAUGAGAAAAUGGAUGAGACUAAAGAGAAAAAACAGCAGCAGGUUUCUUCUCCAUCCAAUCCGUCUCCAGCGGGCACCAACUCCACCCCCUCCGCCUAUAGCCAUGAGGAUAGUUUCGAAUGCGCCUUUGAGUCGACAAUGGAUGAUUUGGAGCAAAAUCUAUUGGAUGGCUAUGAAUCUGAUUCGGAGGCCAGUGCCAAUGAUCAUUCCUCGGCUUCAGCAUCGGCGGCCAGUCUCUGUCCCACUAUAGACAGAGAAAGGGAGCGGGAACGAGAAGGUCUAUCGAUUCUUAAAUGUGAUCAACAGCAUAUAAAUGAGCAGAUGCUCCAGUCCAUACCUCGCACCAACUCGUUUGAUUUCCACAGCAGCAGCAGCGGCACCAGCUCCGACGAUGAAUUCGACGACGACGAUGAUGAUGAUGAUGAUGCUGAAGGGGAUGGGGGAGACGUCUGCCUGAAUCUAAGUAGCAAAUUUUCAAAGAAUUUAAGUGGAAUUGGCAGCGGUGGAGGUACUGGAGGCUAUGAUCUAUAUCAUCCACAGAGAUCUGGUUACCUCCUGCCACCCUUCACUGAGCGACGACGUCUCUCGCAAUGCAAAGAGGAAGAUGAUGAAGAUGAGGGUGACAAAUCGCCGCAACCAGGCAAUGGUGAAGCACCCAAAUUUGAGUCUCGCUCAUCGAAAACUUUGCCACCGAGACCACCAACACCACAGGACGCCGCCUCCAAAGAGAAAUUCAAGGAUCUGGAGCGUUUGCGUCAACAGUUUAUGCAUAAAAUUGAUAGGAUAAACACACAAAAUAUAGAGGAGUCUAAGGCCAAGCCACCACCGCCGCCACCACCCCCACCUAUACCGGCCACCAUAUUACCAAAGGCUCUCAAAGAACUAUUGCACACAGAAGAGCAAUCAGCCCCGCCGGUGGCAGCUGCAGUUAGCUUAAAAAUACCGUCUCCAAGUCCUGAACAAGCAACAGCAGCUCCUUUGGCCCAGGAUACACCUGUUUCACCCUUGCCCCGACCGAAUGAGCCACCAUUGAUUAUCAAGGGCAAAUUCAAAGUUAGCCUGGCCCAGGAAACUCCCGAGUUGCGUGUUGAGGCCAAACAAUUGAGUCAACUUAAAGCCACAACGAAUUCGCAAACCAUUAGUUUCCCCUCAAGUUUCGGUGGCUAUUCCUCGGUCCAGGGCCUUUUCUCUCAACGUUAUGGCUCAAAUCGUCAUCCCUCGGCUGCUCCGCAUCUUUCCAAGCAGUUCUUUGACACAUCCCUUGUCCAAAUACGCACUUCGGAUCAGAGUAAUAACUCGCUAAAUAUCAGCAACAACCAAAGUCAAAAUGAAAAUUGUGAUACAAAUAGCUUAGCCAAUAAGCCCAAGACACCCAGCGAACGUGAGCUGGAUGAGAUUUGGAUACGACGAACACCACCGCCAAGCAAUUCAAUCGAAAGUCCAUAUGAAGGACUUAAAGCGGCAACUUUGCCAGGAGCCUCAACAAUGCCACGUCUAAUGCAGCGCAACGAGAGUGAAGCGUCCACAAAUACAAGUCCUUCGCAACAGUUGAGAGCUUCCGGUUCGAUAUCGGUAUCCGUAUCGGAAGAUGAACAAGAUGGCGGCAGUGGUGGACGUAUUCCCGGUUCUCGACCAUCAAGUGCACCGGCAGAACCUAAUGCCAAGGCAGCCAAAAAGGCCUACAAAAAGAUGGAGAAAGAACAACGGCGCCAGGAAAAAGAACAAACACGUCGAGAAAAGGAGGCUCGCAAAUUGGAACGUGAGACUGCCCGUCGUAUUGAGAGAGAGGCCGCCAAAUUGGAAAAGUUCAACCGACAUAGCGAGAAAAUAUCACGCAGCACUGAACGGAUGGCCAUGGCCGGUGGUGGAUCACGUUCCGGUUCCCUAGAACGAAGACGCAGCGGUGAAGAUUCACCCGUACUUAAUCAGUCAACAGUUCAUGGAAUCGCCUCACCAAAUCGACGACCAACCAUAUUCGAUGUGUUUAGGCCCCGAGCCAAAUCGGAUGCGAAACGGCAUAAGGAUAAACAUUUGUUGGAUCCAUCAUCGGCCGACAGUAGUGCCACAAGUAGUACAUAUUCGGUAUCGGGUGGCACUGCCCCACAUACAACAGUAACAGGUGGCGCAGCGACCAUUACGGCUGCCGGAGCAACUGGUGGCAUCAUGAACUCUAUGAAAGUGGCCAUGCAACACUUUGGACACCGGCAACAUCCCGCUGUAACGAUAACCAAUGCCGAUGGCACUGUCUCGGCCAAAAGCAAGUACAAGGAUGGCAGUGCCCAUUUGCAUCAGGGCAGCGAUGCGCAGUAUUACCACACGGUGACCGCAGGGCGUCCACAUGCCACACAGCGUUCUCCAAUGACCAAAGUAAUGGAUCUAUUCCGGCAUCGUUCAAAUUCGGCUGUCAGUGAAGCGGAUAAACGUAAAGCGCGAGCUGUGGCACACAAACAACAAUUGGCUGUAACAAGUGCUCAUAUGCGUCGUGCCUCUGCUGACUUGGAGAAACGACGAGCUUCAGUUGGUGCUGCCGGUCGAAGUUUACGUGGCGAUGGCACCUUAGAUCCACAUCAUGCAGCUAUAUUAUUCAGAGAUUCAAGAGGGUUGCCCGUUGCCGAUCCGUUCCUAGAGAAAGUCAAUCUAUCAGAUUUUGAGGAGGACGACUCACAGAUCUUUGUCAAGUUCUUUCGUUUUCACAAGUGCUAUGAUCUAAUACCCACCUCCGCUAAACUGGUUGUCUUUGAUACCCAAUUGCUGGUGAAGAAGGCAUUCUAUGCCUUGGUCUAUAAUGGCGUUCGUGCUGCACCGUUAUGGGAUUCGGAUAAGCAGCAAUUUGUUGGCAUGCUGACCAUAACAGAUUUCAUUAAAAUCUUGCAAAUGUAUUAUAAAACCCCAAAUGCAUCUAUGGAGCAACUAGAAGAGCACAAAUUGGAUACAUGGCGCAGUGUGCUGCAUAAUCAGGUGAUGCCAUUGGUCAGCAUUGGACCGGAUGCCUCCCUUUACGAUGCCAUUAAAAUUCUCAUACAUAGUCGCAUUCACCGCUUGCCCGUCAUUGAUCCAGCAACAGGCAACGUUUUGUACAUAUUGACACAUAAACGCAUACUGAGGUUCCUCUUCUUAUAUAUUAAUGAAUUACCAAAGCCCGCUUAUAUGCAAAAGAGUUUGCGUGAUCUGAAAAUUGGCACCUAUGACAACAUUGAGACAGCCGAUGAAACGACCAGCAUUAUUACAGCUCUCAAGAAGUUUGUCGAGCGACGCGUCUCGGCCCUGCCCCUGGUGGAUUCCGAGGGCAGGCUGGUCGAUAUUUAUGCAAAGUUUGAUGUGAUUAAUCUCGCCGCUGAGAAAACCUACAACGAUCUCGAUGUAUCAUUGCGAAAGGCAAACGAGCAUCGCAACGAAUGGUUCGAAGGUGUGCAAAAGUGCAAUUUGGAUGAAUCGUUGUACACGAUUAUGGAGCGGAUUGUACGAGCGGAAGUGCAUCGUUUGGUUGUCGUUGAUGAUCAGAGGAAGGUGAUUGGCAUUAUCUCGUUGUCGGAUAUAUUGCUGUAUCUGGUGCUGCGUCCCAGUGGCGAAGGUGUUGGCGGCUCUGAAAGCUCAUUACGUGCCUCUGAUCCCGUCCUGUUGCGCAAAGCGGUUGAGGUGGAGGUGACGACAGCGUCAGCGACAUCAACAACGCCCCCGCCACGCAGUCCUUCGGCUGGUUCGGCUGGCAAUCGCAGCCUAAUUGAGGAUAUACCCGAAGAGGAGCCUGUUGUGGCGUCCAGUGAUAAUAACAAAUCCGCCAGUGAAGACAAAUUCAAUAAUAACCAGCAUGAGACGGCGGCAACGCCCAACGGUGAUAGCCAUAACAGUCCAGUUCCAGCUCUAGCCGAAGUGUCCUUUGCCGAUGAGGCGCAAGAGGAAGACGAUGAUGAUGAGGAUAAACAGAAGUUGGAGGAGGAGCAGGAGGAGGAGCGUAAAAAGGCAGCUGUUGCUGCAAUUGCUGCGGCGGCACACACAACAGGGACACGAACCGAUGAGGAGGAAGAUGAUGGGCUAAGCAGCGCUGUAUCGGCUGCCUCGGCACUUGGCCAGACACAGUCACUGGCCACGCCCACGGCGCGAGAGAUGGGGCUGGUUAGUGAAUAAACAACAAAUAUAUAUUAUAUUUUAAUUUAAUACAAAACAAGUAAAGUAAAUAAACAAACAAACAAACAAACAACACACACCCAACACACAACAAUAAUAAUUUAAAUCAGCAAAGAAAACUUAUAUUUGAAUAUUAUUAGUUGUUAAGCAAAUAUUAUUACAAUAUGAAAUAUUAUUAUCUAUUUUACAAACAAAAACAACAACAAAAAAUCAACCUAAAAAUAAUACAACAAAACAAAACAAACAAAAAAAACAAAAACAAAAACUGUUAACAAUAUGUUUAUAUAUAUAUAAAAAGAAAGAGAAAAGAAAAGAAAAAGAAGAAUGAUAAAAAGCAACAAAUUAUAUUAAAUUGUCUUUAAAUUUUAAA